CCAAUUUUUCCAUUUUUUUCCUGCCUUUCCACUGAUUUCCUUUUUAUCGUUGUUACUAGUUAUUGAUGAUAUUGCUACUAUGAUGGUGGUGACUGUGACUAUGAUGAUGUGUUGCUGAUGAUGGUGAUUUAAAAAAAAUGACUGCUGAUUUUUAACCGGAUGAAAAUGGAGUUUUUCUGAGUGGUCCUAAACUGACUUUGGGCUUUUAACCCCUUGGGGGGGGAAACUCAACAAGGUUUUUAAAGCACAUUUUUUAAAAUUAAAAAGUGGAUUGAUCACGUUAACUCUUUUCCCCCCUCCCUCCCUGAUUACCUGGCUGCUGAGAACGGAACCUGAUUUCUCCAGAACUUGUUUGAACAUUUCAGGAAUUUCCUGCACUUUUUUAUUUUUUUAUUUUUAAUUUUUAAUAUUUUAUUUCUAUGCAAUUUUUCAACUGUUGCUGCAAUGUGUCUGUGGUGCUGAUCGCUCCCUAGCAGUGACAGCCCUUCCCUGGUCAGACCUCACCCCUUCCAUCUCCCCCCCCCCCCAGUUCCCACCCUGGCCUUCUCCUCCACACCGUCCCUCCCUUACAAACACCAUCAUGGAUGCCCAGAUCGGAGUAGCAGAGGCAGCUGCCAGUGGAGCCUCGCACGGAGCAGACACAAACCGGUCUUGGCUGAUGGUCCGUGCUCCUGCUGUGCGCGUGAGCCAUGGCCAGCAACGUCACCAACAAGACGGAUCCCCGCUCCCUCAACUCGCGUGUCUUCAUUGGGAACCUUAACACUCUGGUGGUGAAGAAGUCCGAUGUGGAGGCCAUAUUCUCUAAGUAUGGCAAGAUCGUCGGCUGCUCUGUGCACAAGGGCUUUGCCUUCGUGCAGUAUGUGAACGAGCGCAAUGCUCGCGCUGCUGUGGCGGGCGAGGACGGCAGGAUGAUUGCCGGCCAGGUCCUAGAUAUUAACCUGGCUGCUGAGCCGAAGUUGAACCGGGGCAAAACCGGGGUGAAGAGAUCGGCCACAGAGAUGUACGGGUCAGUAGCCGCACCACCUUCUCCGUCCCCUCUAGUCAGGUCAUCUUUUGACCUGGACUAUGACUUCCAGCGUGACUACUAUGACAGGAUGUACAGCUACCAAGCACGGGUGCCGCCUCCACCGCCUAUUGCCAGGGCCGUGGUCCCCUCCAAACGCCAGCGGGUCUCUGGCAACACCUCCCGCAGGGGCAAGAGUGGCUUCAACUCAAAGAGCGGGCAGCGGGGAUCGUCUUCCAAGUCUGGAAAGUUGAAAGGAGACGAUCUGCAGACCAUUAAGAAGGAGCUGACCCAGAUCAAGCAGAAAGUGGAUUCCCUGCUGGAGAGCCUGGAGAAGAUAGAGAAAGAUCAAAAACUGAAGAAUGACAAAUCUGAGGAAGAGCAAAGCAGCAGCUCUGCAAAGAAAGAAGAGAGCAAUGUCAAGAUGGAGUCUGAGGCUGGGGCAGAUGACUCUGCUGAGGAAGGGGACCUGCUGGACGAUGAUGACAACGAAGACCGGGGAGACGACCAGCUGGAGUCCAUCAAGGGGGAUGAUAAGGAGCCCGAAGAAGGCGAAGAUGACAGAGACAGCGCCAAUGGCGAAGACGACUCCUAAGAGCCCAGCACCUCUCCUCCUCCUCCCCCUCCUUGGCAAACACACGUUCUUCUGAUAUUGAGCCUCUCCUCAGCCCCUUGCCGGCUGCCUCCACACUGCCCUCCUUCCCGCCCUCCGUCUCCCUCCGCCCUGCGUGUUCAUGAUGUUGUGUCUUCUGUUGCAUCCGCCCCUCCUCCCCACAUCUGCCCACACUUUCCUAGUAGUUCUGUUAAGACCCCUGUAAUUUUCCUCUUUUAAUUUUGAUACCUCUUUAUUGACUUAACAAUUAAAAAAGGACGUAUUGUUUUUA
Molecule: messenger RNA, 1887 nt
Organism: Hemicordylus capensis (graceful crag lizard)
Lineage: Eukaryota; Metazoa; Chordata; Lepidosauria; Squamata; Cordylidae
Gene: HNRNPC
Product: heterogeneous nuclear ribonucleoprotein C
Exons: 8
Coding region: 690-1598 (302 amino acids)
Cellular component (GO): nucleus
Molecular function (GO): RNA binding
Source: RefSeq, a predicted model, not a curated record